CAGUGCAGCAGCUGGGCUGUCCUGAAGCCUCCAGUCACCUACCAGGACCUUUCUUUAAGUGACCAUGAAGUCACUCUUCCUGAUCUUGUGCCUUGCUCUGCUCAAGGACUGUGGAUCUGUCCCAAUGGGCCCAGGGGCUUUUAGGGAACUAGACUGUGAUGCCCCAGAAUCACAGCAAGUAGCCCAGGCUGCCGUGGACUACAUCAACAGCAAUCGUAAACUGGGCUACAAGUAUACCUGGAACCAGAUUGACAAAGUAAAAGUGUGGUCUCGGAGGCCCAUGGGAGAGAUCUAUGAGAUAGAAAUCGACAUGCUGGAAACCACGUGCCAUGCACUUGACCCCACUCCUCUGGCAAAUUGUUCUGUGAGGCAGUUGACACAGCAUGCCGUGGAAGGAGACUGUGAUGUCCAGUUGCUGAAACAGGAUGGCCAGUUUUCUGUGAUUUUUGCCAAGUGUGAUUCCACUCCAGACUCUGCCGAGGACGUGAUCAAAGUUUGCCCCCACUGCCGCCUGCUGGCCCCGUUGAACGACAGCAGGGUGGUGCAUGCUGUGAACGCAGCCCUGGCCGCCUUCAAUGCACAGAACAAUGGCUCCUAUUUCCAGCUUGUGGAGGCUUCCCGGGCUCAAAUUGUGUCUCUUCCACCCUCUACCUAUGUGGAGUUUGUCGUGGCUGCCACUGACUGUGUUGCAAAAGAUGUCACAGACCCAGCUGCAUGCAAUAUGCUGGCAGAUAAGCAAUAUGGAUUUUGUAAGGCCACACUCACUGAGAAGGUCAAUGGCGAAGACAUUGCAGUGACUUGCACGGUGUUCCCAGGACAGCCCCCAGCAGAUGUAGGGGUCAUCGACCCAGUGGUGGACUUACCUGUUGCAGUUGACCCAGCCCCAGCUGCCAUGGUGAUGGGACCUGUGGUGAUGCCAGUUCCCCAGGGACCUCCAGAGCACCGGGCACACUAUGACCUGCGCCAUGCUUUCUCAGGCGCUACUUCAGUGGAGUCCUCAUCAGGAGAAACAUUCACUCGAAUGAAACAACCUAAGCCAGCCGUUGUUAACCCCCUGGUUCGUCCAUGCCCUGGGAAAAUCAGAUACUUUAAAAUCUAAGUGAAGGUCAAAUAUAAGAAAUUUUGGCACCAAGAACAUCACCACUAUGUGCCUGAGUACCUGGUUAUGGGUAGUAACCUUAUCUAAAGCCAGGACAAAUAUUAACUGUUUCAGAGGACAGAAGCAGAAAAGGUGAGGGUUGAGUUUGAUGGAAAGCAGGCCAACAACUUGGUUGUCAUUGUUUGAAUGCUUAAACAUCACUGUUAUGGUCUCUGUCUUCUGCGUGACC
Messenger RNA from Suncus etruscus (white-toothed pygmy shrew), 1328 nucleotides. It is a transcript of the gene AHSG, whose product is annotated as alpha 2-HS glycoprotein. Gene Ontology annotation, biological process: negative regulation of endopeptidase activity. The transcript has 7 exons. NCBI's taxonomy places the organism in Eukaryota, Metazoa, Chordata, Mammalia, Eulipotyphla, Soricidae. Gene Ontology annotation, cellular component: blood microparticle; extracellular matrix; extracellular region. The coding region runs from base 65 to 1099 and encodes 344 amino acids. Gene Ontology annotation, molecular function: cysteine-type endopeptidase inhibitor activity. The record is from RefSeq and is a predicted model, not a curated record.